This is a messenger RNA of Halteromyces radiatus, 776 nucleotides long. RefSeq lists its product as uncharacterized. Gene Ontology annotation, molecular function: N-acetyltransferase activity. The coding region runs from base 64 to 705 and encodes 213 amino acids. The transcript is spliced from 5 exons. Gene Ontology annotation, biological process: protein acetylation. The record is from RefSeq and is a predicted model, not a curated record. Lineage: Eukaryota; Fungi; Mucoromycota; Mucoromycetes; Mucorales; Cunninghamellaceae.
GUUGGAACAAAAACUAUUCUUGUUCCAUACAAAUCCCAACAUGUCAAAAAGUACCAUGAAUGGAUGGCAUCCCCCUUUCUUCAAGAAAUGACUGCGUCAGAACCGUUGACUUUGGAGGAAGAAUAUGAUAUGCAAAAAUCUUGGCACGAAGACAGCAAUAAAUGUACUUUUAUUUUGCUUGGUCUUCCAGAUUGCGCUAAAAUUGAAAACGACAUCAGCAUGGAUUAUAUUCGGGAUAAAGCUGUUAUGAUUGGUGAUGUUAAUAUCUUUUUAAAUGACUGUGAUGGUGACAUGAGCUUUGGUGAAAUCGAAAUAAUGGUUGCUGAAGAAGCAUAUCGACGACAUGGGUAUGGAUUAGAAGGAUUAAAAAUGAUGAUGGCAUACGCUUCGAAGGAUUUACAUAUCAAGACGUUCCACGCUAAGAUAUCAAUGAAAAAUACACCAAGCAUCCAUCUUUUUGAAGAAAAAUUGGCCUUCUAUCCAAUUUCUCAAUCAGAAAUCUUUCAAGAAAUCACACUGGAAUGGUCUAUACAACAACAAGAUUCUUUAGUAUCCAACAAUGAUAAUGAUGACGAUGGCACUGAUCAAUAUGGUUCCAAGGCGACAACAUUACAGAAAGAAAACUGCAUCCUACUACAUGAAUCAUUGAUGAAAAUGUGGGAACAAGAAAUCCAAAAAUUACGUUGGGACAAUACCUUAUUAUAGAUCUCCUUUCAUUGAAAUACAUUUUAUAGAAAUAAAUUCUCAAGUACUUCUUUAAAGCUUUUAAAAAUCAA